AUGAUCACUAGCCCUGAGUUGUCAGCGAUACCUCUGAAUCACAACACAAACUUGUGUUCGGGCCCGCACACCCUACCCUCGCACGCGUGCCUGCGUGAGCAGUCUGAGGACGCCGUGCUGGCCGCUGUUGUGAGGCUGAUUAGGGCGCAGGGCCUGCUUGAGGCCAAGUCCAUGGUGCUGGCGGAUGCAUCGGUGCUGCUGCGUGACCUGGCAUGGCUCUGGACCUCAGACGACGACGAGGCCGCAGAGGCCAGCGCCAGCGCCCUCGCCUCGCAAGACGCCGGGGCGCUCGUCGCCGCGGCGGCGGCCGCUGCUGCUGCCGCUGCGGCCCCUGUUGGGUAUGACGAGCAUCUCGGCCUGGAGGCGCCGCCUCGUUCGGGCGAUGACGGCGGCGACUCCCUAGGCAGCGGCCCGGCCGCUGCUCACCACGCAGGCGCGAGGGAUUCCACAAACGCGUCGGCUCUCGGGGACGCCAUCGCUGCUGCAGCGGGGUCGGCGCGCCGGCCGUCGCAGCAGCCAGCGACGAACGUCGACGUCCGCUUCUCUGUUACAGCGGAGCUCAGGUUUGGGGAGCAGGUGGCGGUGGUCGGGGACGCCCCGGAGCUGGGGGCGUGGUCCCCGGAAGCUGCCCGCCGCCUGACGUGGUCAGAGGGUCACGUCUGGACAGGAGAGGUCGAGGUGGCAGCUGCCAGGAAGUCGCUGGAGUUCAAGUUCAUCGUGCUGGGCGAGAGCGGCGCGGCGGAGCGCUGGGAGCCGGGGCAGAACCGGGCGGCGCCGCUGCCGGCCGCGGGCCACAGGCUGGCCGUGACUGCGGCUGCGUGGGGUGACUCUGCGUGCACGCUGGAGCUGUUGGCGCCGCCGCAGCUCCCGGAGCCAGAACCAGCGGUCGAGGCGGAGGCGGAGGCAGAGGCAGAGGCGGAGUCGGACUUGAUCAGCAGCAACGGCCGCAUCUCGCAGCAGCCGCAGGAACAGCAGCAUGAGCCGCCAGCCGCGGUGCAGGGUCAGGCGGCUGCGCCGCACCAUGACGGCCCGGUCGGUCAGCAGCGGCAGGAGCAGGACCAGGAGCAGGAGCAGGACAAGCAGCAUCAACAAGAGCAGCCGGAGCAGCAGCUGCAGCAGGAGCUGCCGCAGCAGGAGCAGCAGGAGCAGCCGCAGCAGGAGGAGCAGCAGGAGCAGCAGCUGCAGCUGCAGCACCAGCCGCAGCAGGGCGACGAGGCCGCGCUGCGUGAGCAGGUGCUCGAGCUGCGCCAGGACACCGCCAGCAUCGUAUCUGAGCUGGAGGCCUUGAGGGACGCCACCGCGCACCGCCUGGCGGCGCUGCAGGACGGGCAGAAGCUUCUCGCCCGCGUGGCGGCCACCCAGAUGCUCUCCACUGUCCCCGGCGUCGCGGGCCGCCGGCUGCGCGACCGCCGGCGGCGCGCGCGCGCGGCGCGGCUGGGGGCGAUCGGGGAGGAGCGCGCGGCGCUGUCGGCAGGCGCGCCGCGGGGGGAGUCGGGCGGCGGCGAGGACGAGCCCGGGGCUCUGCUGGCGCCGGAGGGGGGCGAGGGCGGCGAGGUGGUCGAUAACGAUGCGUGGCGGCGGCAGUGGCGGGCGCGCCGCGCGGUGAAGCGGGUGUGA
Monoraphidium neglectum is the source of this 1617-nucleotide messenger RNA. RefSeq lists its product as hypothetical. Lineage: Eukaryota; Viridiplantae; Chlorophyta; Chlorophyceae; Sphaeropleales; Selenastraceae. Gene Ontology annotation, molecular function: starch binding. The record is from RefSeq and is a predicted model, not a curated record. Gene Ontology annotation, cellular component: membrane. Bases 1 to 1617 code for a protein of 538 amino acids. The transcript is spliced from 3 exons.